CUGGUGUGGUUGGGUAAUGAGUGAAUGACAAGGCCAAACUGUUAUCAUAAUUCUGUCCACUUCCUAUGGAUUUGGGCUGCCAUAACUGUAAGCUCUGUGGUACAUCAGCAGUUCAUAGAUUCCCUGUGCCUGUAUCCCCAGCCUGUUACUAAGGGACAUUCAGUAGGAAAUAAGGAAGAAAUGAGAGACAAAUGGGGGAGAAAGUGCCUGUGGGUAUAAGUUGUGCAAAAUAUUAAUAAGUGUGAUUCUAAUUCAGUAAAUAGCAAAUAACAGUAAAUAUCAUCAUUUCAAAACUAUAAUUAUGUCAAAUGAAGAGAAAGAUACUAAGAUAACAAUUAAUGAAAAAGAAGAAGAGGAAUAUCAGCGUUCCUGCAUGAGGAAGAUCUCCCGGAUCGUGGUUCUACUUUUGAUUGGACUCCUUGCUACCUGCUAUUAUAUAUUUGUGGUGGAGCUGUGCAUAUUCACUGUACAGUUAUUAGAGGCAAAGGUGACUUUCCUGGUGAUUUUCCACCUUUUGUUCCUCCUGUGCGUGUGGUGCUAUCUCCGGACUGUUAUGAUGCCUCCCGUUGUCCCUCCUGAAAAAUUCCGCCCAUCGGAGUCUGACAAGCAGCUGUACCUGAGUGAUGAGAGGCCACAAGUGCUGCAGGAGAUCCUCAUUCGUAUGGCUAAAGACUUGCAUAUUAAGAAGGCUGUAAGGUACUGUACCACAUGCCAUGUGAUAAAGCCAGACAGGUGCCACCAUUGCCCAGUGUGUAACGUCUGUAUACUGAAACUGGAUCAUCACUGCGGAUUUCUAAACAACUGUGUGGGAUUCUCCAACUACAAGUUCUUCCUCCUCGCUGUGAUGUAUGGAGUGCUAUUGUGCAUAUUCACUAGCGCAGUGUCGCUUUAUUGCUCCAUACUAUUCUGGACUCAUCAGCUGCCCAACAGCCCAUCCAAAGUCCCCAUCAUUGUGCUGUUCAGCCUGACCACGUUCUUCGCUAUAAUGCUAUUCCAACUUUUCCUCGAUCAUUUCGAACUGGCUCUGAGGAAUAUAACUGAUCGGGAGGACAGUGAUAACACAGAGGAGUUUAAUCCCUAUAACUUGGGCUUCAGCAAGAAUCUGAGAGAAGUGUUUGGCAAUGAAAAGAAAUACUGGUUCCUCCCAAUCUUCAGCAGUUUAGGAGAUGGCUUCUCAUUCCCAAUGGGUGAGGUCACAAUGGACAUAGAGAAAAAUGCUGCUAUUGCUGCCAAACCCCCAAGUGAGUCCAACAGUCAACUACUGGAAGUGAAAACCACCCAGAAAAGUUAGAAGGGACUCAUGUAGCAGAGCAUUUCUGUUAUUUCUGCAAUCAGUUAUGAGGAAGUUGAUGGGAUUCUGACUGUGGAUGUUGCCACUUCUCCAAGGAAAU
Messenger RNA from Xenopus laevis (African clawed frog), 1391 nucleotides. Its product is annotated as palmitoyltransferase ZDHHC20-A-like. The record is from RefSeq and is a predicted model, not a curated record. The coding region runs from base 302 to 1291 and encodes 329 amino acids. NCBI's taxonomy places the organism in Eukaryota, Metazoa, Chordata, Amphibia, Anura, Pipidae. The transcript has a single exon.